Messenger RNA from Sporothrix brasiliensis 5110, 618 nucleotides. RefSeq lists its product as uncharacterized. The record is from RefSeq and is a predicted model, not a curated record. Bases 1 to 618 code for a protein of 205 amino acids. Lineage: Eukaryota; Fungi; Ascomycota; Sordariomycetes; Ophiostomatales; Ophiostomataceae. The transcript is spliced from 5 exons.
AUGAGCGUAUCGGAAGCAGUCACUGCAGUUGUCGCGUUUGCCGGCUCCAUCGUGGAUAAAAUGGACACGACAGACAAGACCGUGUUCGAACAAAUGGUUUCCAAGCUCAACUUAGCCCCGCCUCCGGGAGAUGGUCCAGAAGACACGCCCUUCCGUCAAUAUCCCACCGUCAAUUACCCACGCCUGCCCUCUCCUCCACCACCCGACAAUUGGCCGUCAAGUGACUACUGUCCACCGGAUUUUGACCCUGGACAGGCGACCUUCCUGUCACCUCUACUAGCGCCUAUCCUCCCGACCUAUGAUACUAUCGUCGGACUGUCAAGUCUCCCCACUGAGACCUACUACAGAAGGCAUCCCUACUUUCGCAGGCACCAGGGCACCCGCAACGCCACCGUUACGAGAUACAAGAUACCAAUGUUGUUCCAAAAAAGUGGGACACUUGUCCAGUAUGUCCAGGGUGUCAUCCCCAGGAGCCUGUUCUCGACCAGCAGCAUGUCAUUCCUCGAUAUACACGUCAGCAAUCACUAUCGCUACGACCCGUGGUGGCCCCGAUUCCAGAGAAAGACUGGAAACUGGGCUACGACCGGACUGCCGACGCGCCGCCGCAUGUUUUUGUAA